CCAUUAACACUUGGACUCUCAAGAGGCUACAGGGACCAGCACUGUCUGGACGAGAUGGCUCGCACGGGGAGAACUCUGCCCUGGCUGAUGCUGCUGGCACUGGCCUUGCUGGGCAGCAGCACGGCGGAGCGGGACUGCCGAGUAAGCAGCUUCAAAGUCAAGGAGAACUUCGACAAGACCAGGUACAGUGGCACCUGGUAUGCCAUGGCAAAGAAGGACCCUGAGGGAUUGUUUCUGCAGGACAACGUGGUAGCCCAGUUCACCGUAGAUGAGAAUGGACAAAUGAGUGCCACUGCAAAGGGCAGAGUCAGACUCUUCAAUAACUGGGAUGUUUGUGCUGACAUGAUUGGCUCUUUCACUGACACAGAGGAUCCUGCCAAGUUCAAGAUGAAGUACUGGGGUGUUGCCUCUUUUCUGCAGAAAGGAAAUGAUGAUCACUGGGUAGUAGACACAGAUUAUGAGACGUAUGCCCUUCAUUACUCCUGCCGCCAACUAAAUGAAGAUGGCACUUGUGCUGAUAGCUAUUCCUUUGUGUUCUCCCGGGACCCCAAGGGAUUGCCUCCAGAGGCACAGAAAAUUGUCAGACAAAGGCAGAUGGACCUCUGCUUGGACAGAAAAUACAGAGUUAUUGUUCAUAACGGGUUUUGCUCUUAAGGAGAUCCAAAACUAUGGAAAGAAACCAUGGAUGUAAAGUUAAAACAGUGAUCGAGUGUUCUCUUGAAAACCUUUUAAGUGGCUUCAUUUAGAUUUGGAGUAUAUUUAUCUGAGCUGUGUACCUCACCUUGUUCAUAAAUCAAUGAAACAUUUUAAUAAACUUGGAUUACAGGGAUGCAAAUUGUUUGCAUGCAAAUCUGUACAUAUGCAGACUGAUUUUAUUAGUAAACUGUUACCUAAAUGCACUGUUUUGAAAUGGGGGCAGAUGGCAAUAAUGGAGAAUUUAAUCUUUCUUUUUUUUUAGUGGUUUCCAUUUCUAAGAGAGUUUUAUUU
Mesitornis unicolor (brown roatelo) is the source of this 987-nucleotide messenger RNA. It is a transcript of the gene RBP4, whose product is annotated as retinol binding protein 4, plasma. Gene Ontology annotation, biological process: retinol transport. The transcript is spliced from 6 exons. Lineage: Eukaryota; Metazoa; Chordata; Aves; Mesitornithiformes; Mesitornithidae. Gene Ontology annotation, molecular function: retinol transmembrane transporter activity; retinol binding. The record is from RefSeq and is a predicted model, not a curated record. Bases 55 to 654 code for a protein of 199 amino acids.